Cynara cardunculus var. scolymus (artichoke) is the source of this 973-nucleotide messenger RNA. Its product is annotated as VQ motif-containing protein 4-like. The coding region runs from base 173 to 853 and encodes 226 amino acids. The record is from RefSeq and is a predicted model, not a curated record. Lineage: Eukaryota; Viridiplantae; Streptophyta; Magnoliopsida; Asterales; Asteraceae. The transcript has a single exon.
UAUGAAAAAUUAACCCUAAGUUGACACAACGUUGGAUACUGAAGUCACAGACAACGCAGCAAAACCUCAACCUCUUCAAAUUCUCUUGUUUUUCACUUUUUCUCCCAUCGAAUUCAUCUUCAUCUUCUCCGAUCAUCAAACCCCCAAAUCGGAGUUGCAGAAAAAUCCAUCAAUGGAGAUCGUCUCAAGACAACACGAUACCGAAAACCCAUCUCCCGCAAACUCUCCGUCUAGCAACGGCAGCAGUAGCAACAGCAAUGGACAUGCCGCCGCUGCCGGCGGUGGUGCCGCCAUCCAAACCCCACCACUAACUCCAAGACCCGUUUCAAGAUCCGAACCAAAUCCAUACCCAACCACUUUCGUCCAAGCCGACACAACUUCCUUCAAGCAAGUAGUCCAGAUGCUAACCGGAUCAUCCAAACCGACCCAACAACCAGAUCCGACUCCGUCCAAGAUAUCCAUACCGCCGAUCAAAACCGGCCAACAGAAAAAACAAGGAUUCAAGCUCUACGAACGCCGGAACAGCCUAAAAAACGGGCUUAUGAUUAACCCGUCGGUGCCGAAGUUCGGCCACGGCCAUGGAUUAUCACCGAGAAUCCAUGAAAUACUCUCGCCAAGCAUUCUUGAUUUUCCGUCGCUUGUUCUAAGUCCGGUGACGCCAUUGAUCGAAGACCCGUUUAAUAAAUCAUCGCCGUCGAUUGGGAAUUCGUCGGAGGAAGAAAGGGUAAUUGCACAAAAAGGGUUUUACUUGCAUCCGUCGCCUAGGGCGGCGACUCCACAUGGGACGGCGGAGCCUCAGCUGUUACCUCUUUUUCCGGUCACGUCGCCGCGGGUAUCGGAAUCGUCGAUUUAGAUGAUUUAUUUAAUUACGAUUAAGGUUAGAGAUCUUUUGCUUUUAAUUGUACAAUUUGGAUCUCUGAAUUCCAAUCGAAAUUAAAAUAAUAAUUUCAAUUAAUUUUCAACAUUUUAUUUC